CCCCAUGCACCUCUGUACUUUUUCAUAAUAUUGAGUUGCAGAUGCUGUCGAACAAUGAAUAGACUUGGGUGAUUAACUGGUUAUUACGUGUGACAGUAGCUAGACAUAUAGGACUGUGGAGGUUGACACGCAAAAAUUAUUACACUGAGUGUAUAAAUAGAGGGCUCCUGGAGGACAUUAUUUUCCGGGUUCAUAUUAAGUGUAGAAGCAAUGGCGGAAUUCAAGCACUUGGUCAUCGUUAAGUUUAGGGAAGGUGUGGUGGUGGAGGAGAUGGUAAAAGGGAUGGAGAAGCUUGUUUCAGAGAUUGAUGCUGUCAAGUCCUUUGAAUGGGGGCAGGAUGUGGAAGGGCAAGAGAUGCUUACACAAGGUUUUACUCAUGUAUUCGUGAUGACAUUCAGCAAAAAGGAAGACUACGCCACAUUCGUCGCCCAUCCAAGCCAUGUGGAAUUCUCUGGCCCCUUUUCAACAGCCAUUGAGAAGAUUGUGGUGCUGGAUUUCCCAAGUGUGGCUGUGAAGCCAUCAGCAUGACACAGAAAAUAAGAAGCUGCUGCAGCCUGCAAAGAUUGUAUUUGUAUGUCUGUCUGUUUAGCAUAUCAACCUAUGUUAAUUUGCAUGUAUUAUUAUUAUGGUUUGUCACUUUUUACCACUCUAAAUGCAAUUUCAACUGCUACUUUUAAGUUA
Messenger RNA from Mangifera indica (mango), 681 nucleotides. RefSeq names its product stress-response A/B barrel domain-containing protein At5g22580. The transcript is spliced from 2 exons. The coding region runs from base 211 to 528 and encodes 105 amino acids. Lineage: Eukaryota; Viridiplantae; Streptophyta; Magnoliopsida; Sapindales; Anacardiaceae. The record is from RefSeq and is a predicted model, not a curated record.